GGAGAGGUUCAGCGAACGGAAGGGGAUGAACAGGAAGAGCAAGGGCUGCUCACACAGAGGGGGAAACUGCUGGCAGUGUUGGUUUUUCUAAGUGUAUUUAUUCACCCCGUCUCCUUUCCUAUUGUGUUCAUGAUUUUCUAUCUGUGUAAAUGUCCCUUUCAGUUAGUUUAUUGGCGCCACGGUCAGUGCUUCCUCUACAGUAAGCGUAUUAUCAAGCUAGCGACUCUUGACUGUCUCCAGCCUGCAACUUCCCGUCACCGAGAAGAACGAAGACGGAAAGAGCGAGCAGCUGAAAAGGAAACAGGGUCGGUCAAUAAGAAUACAGCGAAAUCUACACGGAUAUCAGACUGAUAGACAAGUCGAUAUUAGUUGUCUUCUUUUAGUCGACUAGGCGGAUCUGCGUUCUUCUCAUUGUGACUUGCUUGCCAACCGUCGUUUUCCUUGUUGAACACCCGGCUGCGGCUUGCUCCACUGUCGCCGAGGCUCGAGCCAACCACUGGUGGGGGGUUUAAUGGGAGCCUUGUUUCGAUAGAACUCCCUUCUCCCCCCAACCCCCCCGACGGACCCUCGCUCGAAUCCAAUUCGGGCGCUGUCUUCCCCGGGGGGUGCCCGGUUUUUGCUUAGUCUGACUGGGGAAGGAGGGCGGUCCCCCAGCCUUGACUGUCGCUCUGGCCGACCCUAGUGGACCCUAAUAUGGCAGGAAAUCUGAAGAAAGGCGGAGGACUGAUCGGGAUGAUGAAGGACGCGUUUCAGCCCCAUCACCACCUCCAUUCCAAUCACCAACCAGGGGCCGUGGACAAAAAGACGGUGGAGAAAUGCUGGAAACUAAUGGACAAGGUGGUGCGACUGUGCCAGAACCCCAAGCUGGCACUGAAGAACAGCCCACCUUACAUCCUGGACCUGCUGCCAGACACCUACCAGCACCUCCGCACCAUCCUGUCCCGCUACGAGGGCAAGAUGGAGACGCUAGGCGACAACGAGUAUUUCCGCGUCUUCAUGGAGAACCUGACCAAGAAGACCAAGCAGACCAUCAGCCUGUUCAAGGAGGGCAAGGAGCGCAUGUAUGAGGAGAACUCUCAGCCCAGACGGAACCUGACCAAGUUGUCGCUGAUCUUCAGUCACAUGCUGGCUGAGCUCAAAGCCAUCUUCCCCAACGGCCUUUUCCAGGGGGAUAACUUCAGGAUCACCAAGGCUGACGCCGCCGAGUUCUGGAGAAGAUCAUUUGGGGACAAGACGAUAGUGCCUUGGAAGGUGUUCCGGCAGGCACUGCACGAGUUCCACCCCAUCAGCUCGGGCCUGGAAGCCAUGGCCCUCAAGUCCACCAUCGACCUCGCCUGCAACGACUACAUCUCCGUCUUCGAGUUUGACAUCUUCACCAGGCUUUUCCAGCCUUGGUCGUCUCUGCUGAGGAACUGGAACAGCCUGGCGGUGACUCACCCGGGCUACAUGGCCUUCCUCACCUACGAUGAGGUCAAGGCCCGGCUGCAGAAGUUCAUCCACAAGCCUGGCAGCUACAUCUUCAGGCUGAGCUGCACGCGACUGGGCCAGUGGGCCAUUGGCUACGUCACUGCAGAUGGGAACAUCCUGCAGACCAUCCCCCACAACAAGCCCCUCUUCCAGGCCCUCAUCGACGGCUUCCGGGAAGGAUUCUACCUGUUCCCCGACGGACGCUCCCAGAACCCAGACCUCACAGGACUGUGUGAGCCCUCGCCACAAGACCAUAUCAAAGUCACACAGGAGCAAUAUGAGCUGUACUGUGAGAUGGGCUCCACCUUCCAGCUGUGUAAGAUCUGUGCGGAGAACGACAAGGACGUUAAGAUCGAGCCCUGCGGUCACCUCAUGUGUACCUCCUGUCUCACCGCCUGGCAGGAGUCGGAGGGUCAGGGCUGCCCAUUCUGCCGGUGUGAGAUCAAGGGCACGGAGCCCAUCGUGGUUGACCCCUUUGACCCCAAGGACCCCAUAGGGGGCUCCUACGGGAGCUGCAGGGGUAUUUUUGGGGCGGAGGGUGCCCCGUCGCCCAGCUACGACGAUGACGACGACGACCGGCUGGAAGACCCCCACCUCAUGAUGAGCAAGCUGGCCUGUUCCAAGGUGGAGCGGCCCCCUUCGCCCAUGUCCCUGGCGCCCCAGCCUCCCUGCCCCCCCGUGCCCCCCCGCCUCGACCUCCUGCAACACCGACCGCCCAACCCCCCAGGAGCAUCCAGCCCAGGGACCACGUCCAAGGCGUCCUCCCACCACAAGGACAAGCCUCUCCCCCUGCCCCCAGCCCUGAGGAAUCUGCCCCCUCCUCCUCCACCAGACAGACCUCUCUCUGCCGGGCCUGACGGGUGGCUCGGCAGACGGCCACUACCCUGCACCCCCCUGGGGGAGCCCAAGCUCCCCCCGGCCCCGCCCAACCGCAACCUGGCCGACUGGAACCCCAGGCCGGUGCCCAAGGCCCCCGGACAGCCGCCCGGUGUGGGAGACAGGCAGCUCUCCAACAGACACUCCCUCCCCCUGGCCCUACCGUCAGCCCUAGACGGAUGCACAGACGGACAGCGGAACAACAGCUCGCUCAGUCUGGACCAUCAGCUGGUGAAGGGAGCCCAGAGUUUUGGAGGCACGGCGUCUGGCAGUCAGGAGUAUGACAACCCCAAAGUGAGGCCUUCGGUCUCGGCCAAUGCCAUCUAUGCUCUGGCAACAAGACCCCAUCCAGAUCUGAAGCCUGUGGCUGGGGGGGAGACCUACGAGAGUGACGAGGAGUCAGACUACAUGAUCCCCACCUCUCGGCCCGUCCUGGCCCCCAUGGCAACCCCCCUUGUGGUGACAGAGGCCCCAGCCCCCAAACCCCCCCAGCCCAGCUCUCUUAACUCAUGGCCCAUGCUGAAGGACCUGGAUGAAGGACCUCAAAUGUAUGAAGCCAUGUAUAACAUCCAGGCCCAGGCCCUCACAGCCUCCCUGCUUCACAUGGCCAGAGACUCGGAUUGCUCUGAGCUGCCCCCCAUGGCCAGUACCAAUGGUCCCAUCUGGGAGAUCCCCUGCCCGGUCCGGGAGCUUCCCGAGGAGGUAGAGGAGGAGAACGGCUACGACAUCCCCAAACCAGCGUUGCCCAUGGCCCGACGCACCCUCUCCGAGCUGGGGGCCGCCACCAGCCGUCUUGUCAUGGACAGCGAGCCCGGAGCGUCUGCCUCCUUCUCGGAGUCCAGUGACGCCCCAGAGCGGCCGCCCAAGCCCCUCCCCCGCCGCUUCAACUCAGAGCGCCGGCGCAGCCCCAUACCUCCUGGAUUAGGCACUGGAGGAGGCGGAGGAGGGUCGGGAGAAGGAGGUGGAGUAGUAGCCAACCCCCAGAUCACCAGUGAGAUUGAGCAUCUCAUGAGCCAAGGCUAUACCUACCAGGACAUCCAGAAAGCCCUGAUGAUUGCACAGAACAAUAUGGAAAUGGCCAAAAAUAUCCUGCGCGAGUUUGUCUCCAUUCCCUCCACGGCACACAUUCUUACAUAGUACCUCCUCUGCUCCAGCCCUGCCCAGCUCAGCCCAAAGCCCAUUGCCUGCAGUACUAGCGCUUCAGUGCUAACCGGAGCCCCUGCAGUCUCCUGUCCGGCGCCCUCUCAAAGCUAGCUCGAUGCUAACUGUGUGUGACUCCGAGCCCUGCACUCCACGUGAUUUCUCAAGAGAGUCUGGACGCCUUUUGUAAUGUGCUGCAGGGCCACUCUCCAUAUCCUAUGUGGUGAUGCUGAUGGCUCAUCAUGCAACCGAAGCUUCGGCGGUCAUUCUCAGUCGUUUUCGCAUCCUUCUGAGGCCUCUACCGAAAUGUAAUCGACACCUCGCAACAAAAAAAAACAUGUACGUGUGUUUAUAUAAGAAUUUAAUAUAUAACAAAAUAUAUAUUAAAUGUGUAUAAUGUAUACAUAUAUAUUUCCAAUGAGUUCCGCUUCGAAGGUCUUUUUUUUCUUCAUGUCGUUCAUGUUAAGGAUAGAUUGCAGAGGACAAAGAUGGUGGUUCUUUGAAGCCGCUCUGAGCGUGAGAGCACCCUUCUAUAGUCCCCAGCCCUCACUUUGAGGAGAAAGACAGACUUGGUUUAGCAUUUAGAAGCAGGCGUUUCCUAAACAUUUGGCAACAUGUCAAAUGUGGCCUUUUUAAUGAUAUUGCUUCGGUACUUUCUGGGGGAAAUUAGUGUUUGUGUGUUGCCUCAAAGUAGCAUAAUGUUAGUGUUAGAGGUCUGGACUGUCAUCUCCAGCUAAGGUUGUAGCCCAGUGUGUGGUUUGUGUGUGUGUGCGCUUUCAAGUGAUCUACAGCUAAGGGAAAGGUUAAACCCAUAGGGCAUGUGUCUUUGUCUGGGAUGUGUGUUAGGUGUGUUUGGCCAUUGACUUGGCUACUAGGGUAGGGACAUGUGAUGGCUGACCAAGUUCACGGUUGACAAUUUGAUUUAAGCCCGGUGAAAAGCAAAGCUGCUUUGACUGUGUUAUUAGCUAUAUGCAUCAUUUUCUACUGUGGGUAGCUUUAUUUCCUACAUCUAAUCGCCUCAUCAGUGAUUUCGAUGACCAAACUGGGACUGGGAAGCCUGUGUUUAGUUUUUUCACUAAGACGGUUUUUAGAGGCAAUCCUGGCUCUGCUGUUAAGCCACACAAAUGUGUGAUACCAACUUCGGAUGACUUGGAUGUCUAUGUUAGCGCAGUGGAAGAGGGGGUUCUCUCUCUCACUCCCACUCCCAUUCUGUCAGAUCUAAUCAAUCGAAGCCAUCUGGGAGGUCCCGAUUGGCCCAUGUCCCAAUCCCUCUUCUAUCCCUGUGCAAAAUGAAUGUGGGUUGGUCGUACUUCCAUAAAUGUUGUGCUCUUUCUAAACAUCCUUCUUUCUACCAAUCGUCUGAAUGGGAGGGGCAAAGUGUACUUAAAUCUAACGGUGGGCAAAAAAGUAUUGACGGAUUCUAUUAAAGGCCCAGUACUGGGCCAAGAUUUGAUGAUGUGUUGAACACAGCUCCGACAUGAGGAGAGCUUCGUCCGAGACGUACACCGAAGCUGUUCAGCUUUGUGAAA
This is a messenger RNA of Oncorhynchus gorbuscha (pink salmon), 5012 nucleotides long. Its product is annotated as E3 ubiquitin-protein ligase CBL-like. The record is from RefSeq and is a predicted model, not a curated record. Gene Ontology annotation, molecular function: ubiquitin protein ligase activity; receptor tyrosine kinase binding; SH3 domain binding. Gene Ontology annotation, biological process: negative regulation of epidermal growth factor-activated receptor activity; cell surface receptor signaling pathway. NCBI's taxonomy places the organism in Eukaryota, Metazoa, Chordata, Actinopteri, Salmoniformes, Salmonidae. Gene Ontology annotation, cellular component: plasma membrane; membrane raft.